Messenger RNA from Dunckerocampus dactyliophorus (ringed pipefish), 3888 nucleotides. RefSeq names its product unc-93 homolog B1, TLR signaling regulator (gene unc93b1). NCBI's taxonomy places the organism in Eukaryota, Metazoa, Chordata, Actinopteri, Syngnathiformes, Syngnathidae. The record is from RefSeq and is a predicted model, not a curated record. Gene Ontology annotation, cellular component: lysosome; endosome. The coding region runs from base 558 to 2444 and encodes 628 amino acids. Gene Ontology annotation, biological process: toll-like receptor 9 signaling pathway; toll-like receptor 3 signaling pathway; toll-like receptor 7 signaling pathway. The transcript is spliced from 13 exons. Gene Ontology annotation, molecular function: Toll-like receptor binding.
AAAAAAAGAACUUUUUGUAAAGUAAUUACGUUAUUACUUGUAGGAGAAGGUUACUAUUACUAAUUACUUCUUACAAGUCAUUUUCUCAUCACUGCAGAUAACGUUGUAUUGUGUUGUACACAAUGAGACAAGUGAGGAGUUUAUACAGUACAUGAUUUCCUUCAACGUCGACUUUACUCGUUUGUCAUUCUUGUGUCGUUCUCAUGUUUUUUGGACUGUUUGUGUCUUUUAGCCAAACUGCACUCGACUGCAGUGCUCCCGUGUUAAACGAAUAAAGAUUUUCAUCACACCAGAUGUAAUAUGAGUGAUAGUCGUAAUCUGUAGCGGAAAUUAAAGCGGUUGUUGCCGAUAACAAAGGUGUCCGUGUACCUUUAAGACAAACACGAACGGCAGAUGGGGAGGAAGUGAAAAAAGUCACUUUCGGUUCCCCGUGAAAGUACUUUAAUGAUACCUGCUCUUCUACAUGGAAAAGGGAAGUCUGGUUAAUCAGGGUUUUAGUACUGCUUGUUUAUUUCACGUGGACAAGCUAGGACACUGUUUGUCCCACGACGGACACGAUGUCAGCAAUGGACGUCCAGCAGGAGUUUCAAGAUGCUGAUCAGAUUAUAGAGCUUCCCAAUGGACCCCUGAAUGAAAUGCUGGAUGUGGGGCAGGAAGAGAACAUGCAGGGCCAGAUGGAGGAGUUUCUGGGCCCGCAGGCGGAAUACAACGAGGAAGAGGAGGAGAGAAAAUACUACAGACGGAAGAGAUUAGGAGUCAUCAAAAAUGUGGUUGCAGCCAGUAUUGGAGCCAUGAUGGUGUACAGCGUGUACAUGGGGUUGCUGCAGAUGCAGCUGAUCCUCCAUUAUGACAUGACCUAUCGGGAAGUCAAGUACAGCAACCUGGGUCUGGAGAACAUUGAUCGGAUGAUGCAGAGGGGCAUCAACGUCACACCCGUAGUAGGCCUGCUUUAUACACCUGUUCUCAUCAGGUUUCUCGGAACAAAGUGGAUGAUGUUCCUGGCUUCAGGAAUCUACGCCUUUUUCGUCUCCACCAAUUACUGGGAGCGCUACUACACUUUGGUUCCCUCCGCCGUCGCCAUCGGUGUGGCCAUCGUGCCUUUGUGGGCCUCCCUCGGAAACUACAUCACGAGGAUGGCACAGCAGUACUACGAAUACGUCAACUACAAGGAAGAGCAUGUGCAGGACCAGAAGAAGAUCCCAAAAGGGGCGUGCCACAAAUACAUCAUCAUCUUCCACUCAGUCUUCAGUCUCAUCUUCCAUCUGAGCUUCAUCUUUGCGGAGUUCCCCAUGUGCUUCACCCUCAACGGCUACCUGCAAGACAGCGACCACGUUCUCUGCAACGUCCAUAAAUGUGGAGCCACAAUCCGAGGUGUGAUUCCUGGAUUUAAUACCACCGUGCUGAGAAAUCUCCCAAGCUCCAUGCUGCUGAUCAAAGUGGAGAGCGUUCUCAUGGGCUUCGCCUUCCUUUCCAUGAUCAUUUUCCUCGUGCUGUGUGGCGCUGCCCACCGCCCGACAGAGGAGAUUGACCUCCGCAGUAUCGGCUGGGGAAAUAUCUUCCAGCUUCCUUUCAAGCACCUCAGGGACUACCGCCUACGGCUGCUCUGCCCUUUCUUCAUCUACAGCGGACUCGAAAUCCUCUUUGCCAUCACCGGACUGUCUUUGUCCUACGGCGUCUGCACCCUGGGUCUAAAAAAGCUGUGGCUCCUCAUCGCCGUCUAUGGAUUUUCUUGCUCCGUUUUCUCGUCCCUCUCCCUCAGCCUUCUGCGCCUCCCGCGAUGGACGUGUCUGACGGCAGGCGCCGCCGUGCAUUUUGUGCUGCUGCUGGUCCUCAUGGUUUUUUCCCCAACGCCUCAAAACCUGAUGUACGAGGGCCCUCUGCUGGUGAUCUCCAUCCUGUGGGGGCUCGGCACUGCCCUGAACAAGACUGGAGUCAGCAUCGUGCUUGGUAUUUUGUAUGCUGAGGAGAAAGAACGCCUGGACUUUGUCUACACCAUCUAUCACUGGUUGCAGGCCAUUGCCAUCUUCAUAGUGUACCUCUGGUCAGAGCUGCCGAUGAGGGCCAAACUUGCCAUCCUGUUGGCAACUUUACUGCUAGCUUGCUACUGCUACUGGGUGAUGGAACGCCGCCUGGCGAAGAAAGUGCGCCACAGACUGCCCCGCAUCCCUCGACCGAGGCACAAGGUGAAAGGCUAUCGCUACCUGGAAGAAGGCAAUUCGGAUGAGUCAGACUCGGAGAAAAGCGAGGAGGAUGACGAAAAGGAUGUGGAGCACAUCGAGGAAGAGGAGCAGUUGGCGAACGAGAUGGGAGCGGAGGACAUGGAGGACGAGCGCCAGGAUGGCGGGGCUGCAGGAGCUGACUCACUCAGGGCCAGGAGGAAGAGGGCAGAGGGUCAGCAGCGCAGAGAGGAGGACGACCACGUGAUGGAGGCCCAGAGAGGGUGACGGAAAUUCAAAUAAGAGAAAGCGGGUGAACAGUAUCGCCUUGCAUCCUUCAUAAAAUUUGGGAUCAUAAUUAGGCUGUUUUUAAAGCCAAAAUUAGCUUCACAGCAGGGAUUCAGAUGAAAGGGGACAGGGAAUUCACCAAAUAUGGCAGCUGUUGUAUCAAGAGGGCAUUUUAAUGGACGAACUUUUGACUGUGAGCAGUAAGAGUCAUGAGUUUGGAGACACUUUCUCACUAACGUGAGAAAGUGUCUCCAAACCUUUGACUGUCAGCAGUAACAUUCAUAAGUUUGGAGACACUUUGUCAUUCACUAAUAUGAGAAAGCGUCUCCAAACUUUUGAACGUGGUGAGAAAGUGUCUACCAACUUUUGACUGUGAGCAGUAAGAGUCAUUCAUAAAUUUGGAGACACUUUUUCAUUCACUAACAGGAGAAAGCGUCUCCUAACUUUUGACUGUCAGCAGUAAGAGUCAUUCAUAAGUUUGGAGACACUUUCUGAUCACGUUAAAAAGUUUGGAGACACUUUCUCAUGUUAAUGAAUGACAAAGUGUCUCCAAACACAUUUCAUGAUUGGGCUCAGAGUCGUUCUGUCCAAAAGAGUUUCACCACAAAAAGGAUGCUAAGGGGGCCAUUUGGAUGUUUUUAAUUUUGUGACCACAAAGUUCUAUAUACUGUAUGCUACUUGCAUCGACAUUUCAACUUUUUGUAUUUUCGCAUCCCCCCCUCAAUUUUUUUUUUUUAGAAUGUGUCAUGCAGGCCAAGAAAAAAAUGGACUGGGGGCCUCAAAUGACCCCUCGGCCACAUUUUAGACACCCCUGUUCCAAAGUAUGCACUCAUGUGGCUUUGAUGGAACUAGCAGCUUUGACGCGAUGCUACGUGCUAAUGUUGGCACGGCGCUAUAUUGCGACUAUGACACACGGUGAGCGAUGCCAGGAAUAUUGAAUCCUGCUGGCAUUUAACGACAACAUGGUGGGAAAAUGCUUUCAAAUGCAGUCCAGGUACUGGAAGAGAGGUUUGUCAUUACAUGCUGGACUUUUAAGAUCUUGGUUAUGUAAAAAAUGUGAACUCUCGUGUGCGUGCGUGUGUGUGUGCGUGCGUGUGUGUGUGCGUGCGUGUGUGUGCGUGCGUGUGUGAGACGUGACUUGGCUCGUGUGUGUCCUCUUCGGGUUACCCUUACAUCCAAAAUCAUGCGUGUUUCGCAUGUGAGAGGCAGAGCCGUCGUUUGUAAGAAGAUGAUAUCCGGUUCCAAGCGGCACGUUAAAGAAAAGUCCAAAGUUGGCCUGAUUGGGGAUUCGGACCAGGGGUGUCCAAAGUGUGGUUCAGGGGCCGCUUGCAGACCACAGCUGAUUUCCGUUUCUUGGCAUGUUGCAUUGGGUUUUUAGAAUUUUGUACAAGCUUGGCAAUAAAUGACGUAUCUGUCACAAAGGCGUCAGAGAGAAUAAGAAUAA